Molecule: messenger RNA, 2114 nt
Organism: Drosophila subpulchrella
Lineage: Eukaryota; Metazoa; Arthropoda; Insecta; Diptera; Drosophilidae
Gene: Mks1
Product: Meckel syndrome type 1 protein homolog
Exons: 1
Coding region: 39-2114 (691 amino acids)
Biological process (GO): cilium assembly
Cellular component (GO): MKS complex
Source: RefSeq, a predicted model, not a curated record
UCUAGAAAUAAUAAAUUAAGGAAGAUUAAGAGCAAAUCAUGCAGCAAGGAACGGACAUAAAGCGCACAGGAGUCUAUCGCGUGAGUGGCAACAUCGGGGACUUGCAGCUGGAACUGAAGCUCCGCCACAUAAGCGAAUGGCUGCCGGUUCCAAAAUUCGAGUACGUGGGAGCUCAGUCCGCCAACGAGCAUGGUGACCAUUAUCCCGAAUCGGAGGAGAGCUUCUGGCAGGAUUGCCUGAUUCACGUGCCCCAGGGCGAUGAGUCGUAUAGUGGAAUUCACCGGUUGGGCUACUACUGCAGUUACUAUAAUGUGGGCAUCGGUUAUACCGGACAUGCCAGCAAUAUAGUGAGGCGACGAAGGAGUCCCUUAGCCCAGGAGAGGCAGGAGGAGGGGGAGGAGGAUGAGGAUGAGGAGGAGGAGCAGCGAGUGGAGGCCAUAGAGUAUGUGGAGUCCCAGAGCAAUCCCUCGUGGAGCAUCGGGGGAAGCGACAGCAAUCGCCCCUCCGGCGGAGACCUCUUCUACGAGAGGAACAGGGAGCUCUGCAAUGGCGCCAUUGCCACAAUACGCAUAUCCUGGCAGCAAAAGCUCUUUAGCCAGCGGGAACUGGAACGCUACAUAGUCGAUCCCGGAAGCUGUGCCUCAAAACUCCAGCGGCGCUAUCACAAUUGGGCCCUGGAAACCCUCGAACUGCAGCAGCGAUAUCUUAGAAAACUGGAGAAACGGCAGGAAGAGGACGAGGACGAAGAUCCGGAUGCGGAACCCAUUAGAGUACGUCGUAACAUAAGGAGAUCCAGGCGCAGGCAGAAAAACUGCACUGAUCUAGUGCCCUUUGGGGCCAAUGGUCUGUCCUCGGCCAAUAUGUCAGAUGUUUCGAUGGUCGAUGAUCCCAACUUUGCGGCCCGAACUUGUCUCAUACACACCCUAGUGGAUGGCGAUGCCGAGGACGUCCUGCCCACCGAAGCUGGUGAACUGCAUCGCAAGGGCUACCAGCUGAUGUACAUCUAUGCCGAUCUGCAGGAGGACACCCUGCUGAUCAGCAUACGAUACGAUCCGGAACAGGGUCUGCUGUAUGUGUACCCCGAUUUCAGCAUCUGUGCCAAGGAUCUGGACCAUGUGGUGCAGAUCGAGCGCGAGAACGACUGUCGGCAGUUGUAUGCCUAUGGUUUCGAGAAUGCCACACCCUUGGUGGCAUUUGAUGACGGCAAUUUGAUGGGGGAGGAGGAGGAGACUGAGGAUGGGGAAUCCCAGGAGGAUCUGCCCGAAGAUGCCUCUGCCCUGGAGAUCCUGGACUACUACCAUCGAAGGCGGGCAGAGGCCAGCGAGAGGCGAACUCUUCUGCAAUUCGAAAUGCCGCCCAAGAGGACGAAGCGGGUGUCCCUGCUGCUGGAACUUAAGGAGGCCCAGUACUUCGAAAAUCCCAACAUCCAUGUGAGAUACUAUCUCAAACCGCCGGCUAAUACCAUCUAUGAGGCUGUUUCUGGUGAGGAUCCCCUGCAGGGGGCCACGGCCACAUGUCGGAAUGCCGGCGACUGGCGGAUCGCCCAUUUGGGCCACUGCUGGCAGGUGACCAUCCUCUGCGAGGAGCAACAUCAGCCCGGCGAGCUGCUGCAUCUCUACUUUGAGGUGAUCAGCAUCGACAGCUGGCAGAGGGAGCGCUGCGAGGGCUAUGCCCACUAUGCCAUUUCGCUGACCUCCGCCCUGCCCGCGGACUCCGUUCGGAUGCAGUGCGUCCGACCGCUGGGAAAUUGGCUGGAUGCCCUCAAUCGCUAUUUCAUAGGCGGCCGUAAGCUUUUCGACUUCGAGACCUAUUUCGAUGUGCACCAGCAGCCCGAACUGCAUUCUCGCAUGGAUUUAAACCCCAAGAGGGCCAUGGUCACCACGGGAUCCCUGCUGCUCCGGCUGCAGAAGCUCCAGCAGCGGCAGAUGGACACCACUAGCCAGCUGCAUUUCCAGCUGGACCUCGGUAAUGACAGCAACGCUAGCGACAGCGAUGAGGAGGAGGCCAAGUCCAGUUCGAAGACGGAAUCAUCUAGAGCCACCACCUUGGACGAGGUGAUGUCCGCCUUCGUGGAGGCCAGGGAGCGGAUCGAGUUGCUGCUGGGAGCCAGUUGA